UGAUUCAAAACAGGUCAUUCGGACGGUCGACAUUUUGUUAGCUUCUUAGCAAAAUAAACUGCCGAGGGGAAUCUCGGGGCAACUUCGUUGUCCUUAAAGUUGCUCUCAGUCGCCUGACAGUUAAACUUUGUAAUCAUGUGGUAUGAGAUUCUGCCCGGCCUCGGCAUCAUGACCGCGUGUCUGAUCAUUCCCGGCGUUGCCACCGCGUAUAUCCACAGGUUCACUAACGGAGGAAAGGAGAAAAGAAUCGCUCGGGUUCCGUGGCAGUGGUAUCUGAUGGAGAGAGACAAGCGAGUUUCAGGAACAAAACAGUACUUUGACUCCAAGGGACUUGAGAACAUCAACUGAUGACCUGGAAAAUGAAGACCUGGAUGAGAGAAAAGUUCUUUGUUGUACAUUAAAAGAUUAUUUAACAUUCA
Lates calcarifer (barramundi perch) is the source of this 419-nucleotide messenger RNA. RefSeq names its product NADH:ubiquinone oxidoreductase subunit A1 (gene ndufa1). The transcript is spliced from 3 exons. The record is from RefSeq and is a predicted model, not a curated record. The coding region runs from base 136 to 348 and encodes 70 amino acids. Lineage: Eukaryota; Metazoa; Chordata; Actinopteri; Centropomidae.